UUUCGUUUCGUCUUCGUCUUCUUCUUCGUUCCACGCUCGAUCAUCAGGGGAUGAUCAUUGGCUAGGAGAUUUGAAUCAAUCUAUAGAGCAAUGUCGAGUUUUAACCUAAAAGUAGAUGUAAAUCAGAACGGGGAUGUCAAGAAGGCGGCUGAUACACUGGACGAUAUUAAUGACAUUGAUUUCUCCAAGUUGCUAGAGAAGCCAAGGCCGUUGAAUAUAGAGAGACUGAGAUCACUUGAUGAAAGGUCUCUUACUGAGUUAUCUGGAUCACCGCAGCUUAGAAACGCGGAUAAUGCUUCCUCUCGGGUUCAUGAUCACGCUGAUUAUGUGGUUACACCGAGUGUGGGUAGGAGGUCUGGAUUCAACACUCCUCGGUCAUUUCAUGGAUUUGAGUCUCAUCCUAUGGUGGGAGAGGCUUGGGAUGCUUUGAGAAGGUCUAUGGUGUACUUCCGUGGUCAACCUGUUGGGACUAUUGCUGCUGUGGAUAACUCUGAAGAGAAACUCAACUAUGAUCAGGUGUUUGUGAGAGACUUUGUACCAAGUGCUUUGGCAUUUUUGAUGAACGGUGAACCAGAUAUAGUGAGAAACUUUCUUUUGAAGACUCUUCGUCUUCAAUCAUGGGAGAAAAAGAUUGAUAGAUUCCAGCUUGGUGAAGGAGUUAUGCCUGCUAGCUUCAAAGUUUUCCAUGAUCCUGUUAGAAACCAUGAAACUUUGAUUGCUGAUUUUGGUGAGAGCGCUAUUGGGAGAGUAGCGCCUGUUGAUUCUGGAUUCUGGUGGAUUAUUCUGCUCAGAGCAUACACAAAAUCUACGGGAGACUCUUCUCUUGCUGACAUGCCUGAAUGCCAGAAGGGUAUACGUUUGAUACUAAGCCUUUGUCUCUCUGAGGGAUUUGAUACUUUUCCCACUCUCUUAUGUGCUGAUGGAUGCUGUAUGAUUGAUCGUAGGAUGGGAGUUUAUGGUUACCCGAUAGAGAUUCAAGCCCUCUUCUUUAUGGCCUUAAGGUGUGCACUGCUCGUACUUAAACAUGAUGGAGAAGGUAAAGAAAUGGUGGAGCAGAUAGUGAAGCGACUUCAUGCAUUGAGCUACCACAUGAGGAAUUACUUUUGGCUAGACUUGAAGCAGCUUAAUGACAUCUACCGAUACAAAACAGAGGAAUACUCUCACACUGCUGUCAACAAGUUCAACGUUAUCCCUGAUUCUCUUCCAGAAUGGGUCUUCGACUUUAUGCCAUCUCACGGGGGGUUUUUUAUCGGCAACGUUAGCCCCGCAAGAAUGGAUUUCCGUUGGUUUGCGUUGGGAAAUUGUAUAGCCAUAUUGUCUUCCAUGGCUACUCCUGAACAGUCAACAGCAAUUAUGGAUCUCAUAGAAUCUCGCUGGGAAGAGUUGGUUGGAGAAAUGCCACUGAAAGUUUGCUACCCUGCAAUAGAAAGUCAUGAAUGGAGAAUAGUUACUGGUUGUGACCCCAAAAACACCCGAUGGAGUUACCACAAUGGAGGGUCCUGGCCAGUGCUGCUAUGGCUAUUGACGGCUGCUUGUAUCAAAACUGGUCGGCCUCAAAUAGCAAGACGAGCGAUUGAAGUAGCUGAGGCGAGGCUUCAUAAAGACAAUUGGCCUGAAUACUAUGAUGGAAAGCAAGGGAGAUACGUGGGGAAGCAGGCACGUAAAUGCCAGACCUGGUCAAUCGCCGGAUACUUAGUAGCCAAGAUGAUGCUGGAAGAUCCAUCACAUGUCGGUAUGAUUUCUCUUGAGGAAGACAAACAAAUGAAACCCGUUAUGAGAAGAUCCAACUCCUGGACUUGUUGAAGUUUCAUCAUCUUCGUCAAGGUAACGUUAGCAAGAGAUGAGCUAAAAAGAAACUUCAAUGACUCUUCUUUCGUUUCUCAAUUUGCACAUUUUACGUUUUGUUUUGUUUUGCUUUGUGAAAUAUUUUUAGACUAUGACACAUAUAAGCA
This is a messenger RNA of Eruca vesicaria subsp. sativa (arugula), 1952 nucleotides long. NCBI's taxonomy places the organism in Eukaryota, Viridiplantae, Streptophyta, Magnoliopsida, Brassicales, Brassicaceae. The record is from the annotation of a GenBank genome assembly.